AUGGAACUGCUUCUCCUCGCCGCCUUGAUCUCACAAGCACUUGCUGCUCCUGCUGCGCUCACUCGCCGCGCCGCAGUGAGACCGCAAUUGAAGCAAGCAACAUAUCUCGCCAACGUCACAGACCCAUCCCUUUCACGAGACUCCUGCGGCUCCACUCAGAUCGGAGCCCGCACGUUCUGGACCUGCCGGGACACGAUGCUCUACAACGCCAGCACAAACCAAUGCACCUUCCCCAUCAUCACCAACAGCGCCAGCUGGACCAACAUGUCUUCCUCCGGCGGCCCGGCGAUCCAGCAGAACGGCCCCGUAGGCGCCGGUUCCUCGGGCUCGAACGCCAUUCUGCAAAUGUACGGAGGCGACACGUCUGCUUCCUCCAUGACGCCCUACUAUGCCGUGCAGAGCGACGCCUGCCCGACAAACGGCGUCUGCGCGGAUGGCUCUCGCUGGCCCGUCUGGCCGAACCAGCCCCCCGUCAUCACCUCUUCCGACUCCUCCGACGGCACCGCGGUGGGAUACACCUGGAUCGCCAAAGCACACAUCGCAAACCUGACCGCUCUGAACCCGCAGCCGGCCUAUUCCCUCUACAAGACCUUCUUCCCCAGCGGCGGCACGGAUUCAAAUACGCUACCUUACGCCACCCUCGUCGACGCCGCUUUCUGGCCCGCAGGCCAGAUCGGCUACGGCAACUACGGCAGCCUCCUGCAAAACGACACGCUCUACCUCUACGGCCAGACGAACACCGCCCAGACAGCCCUCGCCCGAGUCCCCCUCGCCUCGGUCGAAGAAACCAGCGCAUACGAAUACUACGUCAACGGCACCUGGACCCCCACCGCGCCGCCGGCCCUCAAUUCCACCACCACCACCACCUCCACCUCCUCCAUCAUCCUCCCCAACGCAGGCGCCGGCGGCCAAGGAACCUUCUACUACUCCGCUUACUUCCAGCGCUACAUCUGGCUCGGACAGGCGAGCAUUUCGAAUUCCGCGACGUUCUACAUGACAACGGCGCCGGCGCCCGAGGGGCCCUGGGAGGUUCCGUAUGAGCUCUGGCAGGGCGAAGACGGCGAUAAUGCGAUUGCCGGGGGGUAUUCGCUGCAGGCGCAUCCGGGGCUCGGGGGGGAUGCGCAGGGGGGCGUGUAUGUGACGUGGAGCCAGCAGUGGAGCGAGCGGACGGAUGCGGCGGGGUAUACGACGCCGUUGGUUUGGUUGCAGUUUUGA
Messenger RNA from Lecanosticta acicola, 1215 nucleotides. The record is from the annotation of a GenBank genome assembly. Lineage: Eukaryota; Fungi; Ascomycota; Dothideomycetes; Mycosphaerellales; Mycosphaerellaceae.